GUCUCUACACCAAAAUAGCCUAGCCCACAGACGAAAGAGAGAACAGGAUAUCGGCGAAUAUAGGUGGUGGUGGGGUUUAACGUUCAGUAUUAGAGCUGUUUUAUUACUGGAUGUGUAUGCAUGAGUUCUGCACCGAAUGGGCGCAAGAACCGCCCCAGAUCCGCAGGGAACAUCUUCCAGAUCGGCAAGGCUCCCUACCGAGAUCCGGAGAGGAGGGAGAGCACCGAGAGCACACGCAAAGCUCAGAGCGCCGUGACAGACUGCAGAAUGGUAGGUAUGGAGCUUGCGACAUUUACCUCACAGUGCUUAUUUCCUCUGCAUGUUGCAGCUAAAGUCGUGUAUUCAUCCACACUUUGUCUUUCUUCAAGUAAUUUAAUCUAUUUGCACUAAAGUUGGCUGUUUAAACUGCAACAAACUGCAAAUGCACCCACCCCCUCCUUUGUAUGUAGGCCUAUUGUCUGGUGAAAAUGAAACCCAUUUGCGUUGCUGUUGUUGCAGAGAAGACAAAUUGACCUGCUCAUGUUUUUUUACCCGUUCUUUGUCAUUGAUUGCGAUGGUGCGAUUUGCAUUUUGGAGCAUCAAGUGUUGGAUGCCCGGAUGACGAUGAUUUGGGAUGAUCUCCAAUAUCGCCUACAUUACAGAGUUGUCUAACGGGCUCUGUUUGAUGGACGCAGAUGGCCACUGAUUUGACAGGUGCUGGCAGAACCGUCCAUAUGUAUUCUCUCCCCUCUCAUACGGUACAUCAGUGAACGUCACUGAGUCUCAGCACGGGGAGAACAGCAGAAUGCUUCUGAGUCUUGAUCGCUGGUAGAAAUUAAAAGCGUUGUCCCAUCUAAAGGAUUCAAUGCUCUACUUCGAUGCACAUAGCCGAACUUAGUAUAAUGGGUUGUUGUCAAUUAAUAAUUAAUUCGUUUUACAUAGGUACAUUCUCUUUGUCAUUUCAUAUCCUAUAGAUGUAAUGUUGUUAGGCAUCAAUAUUGAUUAGCCUAUCUUUUGUAUAGUGGAGGUUGGAAUAAUACCCCUGUCCAGGGAUCAGUGCUUUUUUGGAAAUGGCUGUCAAUGUAUUCAAGAUAUGCUCUGGUGUAGAGAGAAACGAUGGACUGAAAUGUGCAGAGUUGCUGUCCAUAGGAUGGUGCUGAAUGGCUAGGUCAGUUAUUGAACCUGUCUUCAUUGUGUCCCCAUUGUAAAACCUAAAGCUGCUAAAUUGAGAGCCUACCUGUGAAUAUAGGAUGACUAUUGCUCGGAUCUAACCUACAAGUCAAUAUAUUGUUCUAGCAACUGCUGUCGCAAGUCUGCUGCUGAAAUGUUUACAAUUCCCCAUGAGAAAGCCACAUAUGAUUUCAAUAGCCUGCAUUAUCUAACCGACAGUGCAUUUGGAAAGUAAUUAGACCUCAUGACUUUCUCCACAUUUUGUUAAGUUACAGCCUUAUUGUCAGAUGGGGUGAUGUGUAUGCGGCGGUGAAGUCAGGCGCAGGACACAGAGGAUCAAGAUGACUACUUUACUUCAAGUAAACACGCACAAAACAAAAGUCUCCACAACACUGGUUGAGUAACACGCGCUGUGCGUAAAAGGCGAACUAGAAUUGCCGAACAUCAAACAGGACAAAAUGACAAUAACACACAAAGGCCAAACGUAAAACAAGGGAACUUAUAUGUUACACAAUCAAAACAAAAUAAGUAACAGGUGUACAAACUAGACAACACAAGACAAACACCGAAACAUCGAUCGGCAGUAGCCAGUACUCUGGGGAUGACGAACGCCGAAGCCUGCCCGAGCAAGGAGGAGGAGCAGCCUCGGCGGAAUCCGUGACAGUACCCCCCCUUGACGCGCGGCUCCAGCCGUGCGCCGACCCCGGCCUCGGGGACGGCCAGGAGGACGCGGAGCAGGGCGAGUGGGAUGACUCCGGUGGAACUCCGUCAGGAGGGAGGGAUCUAAGAUGUCCCUCCUAGGCACCCAGCACCGUUCCUCCGGACCGUACCCCUCCCACUCCACGAGAUACUGCAGACCCCCCAUCCGACGUCUCGAAUCCACGAUGGACCGGACUGAGUACGCUGGAGCCCCCUCGAUGUCCAGUGGGGGCGGAGGAGUCUCCCGUAUCUCAUUGUCCUGGAGUGGACCAGCUACCACCGGCCUGAGGAGAGACACAUGGAACGAGGGGUUAAUGCGAUAAUCAUUUGGCAGUUGUAACCUGUAACAUACCUCGUUCAAUCUCCUCAGGACUUUAAAUGGCCCCACAAACCGCCGACCCAGCUUCCGGCAGGGCAGGCGAAGGGGCAGGUUUCGAGUCGAGAGCCAGACUCGAUCUCCAGGUGCAUACACUGGACCCUCACUGCGGUGGCGAUCGGCGCUCGCCUUCUGCCUAUGGAUAGCCCGCUGCAGAUGGACAUGCGCAGCGUUCCAUGUCUCCUCCGAGCGCCGAAACCAUUCAUCCACCGCAGGAGCCUCGAUCUGGCUCUGAUGCCAGGGUGCCAGAACCGGCUGAUACCCCAACACACACUGAAAAGGGGUCAGAUUCGUAGAGGAGUGGCGAAGGGAGUUCUGGGCAAUCUCUGCUCAGGGGAUAUACCCCGACCACUCCUCCUGCCGGUCCUGGCAAUAAGACCUCAGAAACCUACCCACAUCCUGGUUCACUCUCUCCACCUGCCCAUUACUCUCAGGGUGGAAACCCGAGGUAAGGCUAACCAAGACCCCCAAGCGUUCCAUAAACGCCCUCCAGACUCUAGAGGUGAACUGGGGACCCCGAUCAGACACUAUAUCCUCAGGUACCCCAUAGUGCCGGAAGACGUGAGUAAACAGGGCCUCAGCAGUUUGUAGGGCAGUAGGGAGACCCGGCAUUGGGAUGAGACGACAGGCCUUAGAAAACCGAUCCACAACGACCAGAAUAGUGGUAUUCCCCUGGGAGGGGGGAAGGUCUGUGACAAAGUCUACCGAUAGGUGAGACCACUGCCGUUGUGGAACGGGUAGGGGUUGUAACUUCCCCCUGGGCAGGUGUCUAGGCGCCUUACACUGAGCUCACACCGAGCAGGAGGAGACAUAAACCCUCAUGUCCUUUGUCAAUGUUGGCCACCAGUACUUUUCACUAAGGCAGUGCACUGUCCGGCCAAUACCAGGAUGUCCAGAGGAGGGUGACGUAUGAGCCCAAUAAAUUAGUCGAUCACGAAUCUCGAGCGGCACGUGCUUCCGCCCCUCCGGACACUCUGGAGGAGUAGGGUCGGUACGUAACGCCCGCUCGAUCUCCGCAUCGACCUCCCACACCACCGGUGCCACCAGACAAGACUCCGACAGUAUGGGAGUGGGCUCAAUGGACCUCUCCUCUGUGUCAUAUCGCCGGGACAGGGCGUCUGCCUUAACGUUCUGUGACUCUGGUAUAUAGGUGAGCUUAAAGACAAACCGGGCCAGAAACAUGGCCCACCUAGCCUGACGAGGGUUCAGUCUCCUAGCUGCCCGGAUGUACUCCAGGUUACGAUGGUCAGUCAGAAUGAGAAAAGGGUGUUGAGCCCCCUCAAGCCAAUGCCUCCACACCUUUAGGGCUUGGACCACAGCUAGCAGCUCCCUGUCCCCCACGUCAUAAUUACGUUCCGCCGGGCUGAGCUUCUUAGAGUAAAAAGCACAGGGCCGGAGUUUAGGAGGCGUGCCUGAGCGUUGAGACAGUACAGCCCCAAUACCAGCCUCUGAUGCGUCCACCUCCACUUGGAACGCCAAAGAGGGGUCCGGAUGUGCCAGCACCGGAACCGAGGUGAACAGGUCCUUCAGUUGUCUAAACGCCCUGUCCGCCUCAGCCGACCACUGCAAACGCACCGGGCCCCCCUUUAGCAGGGAGGUGAUGGGAGCUGCUACCUGUCCAAAACCCUGGAUAAACCUCCGGUAGUAAUUGGCAAAACCCAAAAACCGCUGCACCUCCUUAACCGUGGUAGGAGUCUGCCAAUUACGCACGGCUGAAACGCGGUCAAUCUCCAUCUCCACCCCUGACGCGGACAACCGAUGGCCCAGGAAGGAGAUGGACUCCUGGAAAAACAGGCAUUUCUCCGCCUUCACAUACAAGUCAUGCUCCAACAGCCUUCCCAACACUCGACGCACCAGGGCCACAUGCUCGGCUCGUGUAGCAGAGUAUACUAGAAUGUCGUCAAUAUACACCACUACACCCUGCCCAUGCAAAUCCCGGAAAAUCUCAUCCACAAAUGAUUGGAAGACUGAAGGAGCAUUCAUUAACCCAUAUGGCAUGACGAGAUACUCAUAGUGACCCGAGGUGGUACUAAAUGCUGUUUUCCAUUCAUCUCCCUCCCUAAUGCGCACCAGGUUGUAGGCGCUCCUGAGAUCCAAUUUUGUGAAGAAGCGCGCUCCGUGUAAUGACUCCGUCAUACUCGCAAUCAGAGGGAGAGGAUAACUGUAUUUAACAGUGAUCUGAUUGAGACUACGGUAAUCAAUACACGGGCGCAAACCUCCAUCCUUCUUCUUCACAAAAAAGAAACUCGAGGACGCAGGAGAAGUGGAGGGCCGUAUGUAUCCCUGUCUCAGAGACUCGGCGAUGUAUGUCUCCAUAGCCGCCGUCUCCUCUUGAGACAAAGGAUACACAUGACUACGCGGAAGUGCAGCACCUGCCUGGAGGUCUAUCGCACAAUCCCCCUGUCUAUGAGGUGACAAUCGCGUCGCCCUCUUCUUACUGAACACGAGUGCCAAAUCAUCAUACUCAGGAGGAAUGUGCAGUGUGGGCAUUUGGUUCGGACUUUCCACCGUGGUCGCCCCUACGGAAACACCUAUACACCGCCCGACACACUGAUCAGACCACACCCUGAGAGCCCUCUGUUGCCACGAAAUGGUGGGGUCAUGAGAGAUUAACCAAGGAAGCCCCAGCACCACGGGAAACGCAGGAGAGUCGAUCAGAUACAACUGUAUGAUUUCCUCAUGAUCCCUCUGCGUCUUCAUCUUUAGUGGCGCCGUGACCUCCCUAAUUAAACCUGAUCCCAAAGGACGGCUAUCUAGGGCAUGAAUAGGACAUCUACUGGUAGGAGGGGAAUCCCUAACUUAACACAGAAAUUAUGAUCAAUAAAAUUCCCAGCUGCGCCUGAAUCGACUAGCGCCUUAUGCUGGGAAUGAGAUGGAAACCUGGGGAAAUUCAACUUGAAUACACAAGUGGACAACAGAGAGCCCUGGGUGAGUUGGGCGCCUACUCACCUGAAAUGACUCAUCAGUGCGUGACGUGUUGCCUCGAUCCCCAGGAGACCCUCCCCAGCACCGAACCGCAGUGUGUCCUCUACGGCCACAGUUGGUGCAGGGGACGGCCUCUCUCCGGGUCUCUCUCCUCCUCUCUCUAGCACCAGCACCCCCGAGCUCCAUAGGGCUCGGCUCGGAGGUGCUGGGGGAUGGAAUGGACGGCCCCAACUCCGGACGUCCGCGGGUAGCCAGCAGGGUAUCCAGACGGAUCGACAUGUCCACCAACUGAUUGAAGCUUAGGUUGGUGUCCCUGCAGGCCAACUCUCUGCGAACGUCCUCUCGUAGGCUGCACCGAUAGUGGUCAAUGAGGGCCCUCUCAUUCCACCCCGCAUUAGCCGCCAGAGUCCGGAAGUCCAGGGCGAACUCUUGUGCGCUCCUCUUCCCCUGUCGGAGGUGGAACAGACGCUCCCCCGCCGCUUUACCCUUUGGGGGAUGAUCGAAAACCGCCCUGAAGCGGCGGGAGAACUCCGCAUAGCUGAUGGUGGCGGCGUCUAUUCCCCUCCAUUCGGCCCACUCCAAUGCCUUGCCGGAUAGACAGGAGAUGAGGGCGGAAACGCUCUCGUAUCCCGAGGGCGCCGGGUGAAUGGUUGCCAGGUAGAGUUCCACUUGAAGUAGGAAACCCUGACACCCGGCUGCGGUGCCAUCAUAUGCCCUCAGGAGCGAGAGCCGAAUCCCACUGGACUCCGGAGAUGGAACGAUGGGUCUGACCGAUGGUGGUGGUAGAGUAGGAGGAGGUGUGGGCAAGCCUCCUCUUUCCCAUCGGCUCAGAGUGUCCAUCACAUCUUGCAUGGCGGUGCCAAGUCUACGGAUCAUGGCGUCCUGGCUGCUGACCCGAUCCUCCAGAGACUCAGUUACCACCGCUGGUCCUGCUGACUCCAUGGUUGGUGUGUUAUUCUGUCAGAUGGGGUGAUGUGUAUGCGGCGGUGAAGUCAGGCGCAGGACACAGAGGAUCAGGAUGACUACUUUACUACAAGUAAACACGCACAAAACAAAGGUCUCCACAACACUGGAGGAGUAACACGCGCUGUGCGUAAAAGGCAAACUAGAAUUGCCGAACAUCAAACAGGACAAAAUGACAAUAACACACAAAGGCCAAACGUAAAACAAGGGAACUUAUAUGUUACACAAUCAAAACAAAAUAAGUAACAGGUGUACAAACUAGACAACACAAGACAAACACCGAAACAUCGAUCGGCAGUAGCUAGUAUUCCGGGGACGACGAACGCCGAAGGCUGCCCGAGCAAGGAGGAGGAGCAGCCUCGGCGGAAUCCGUGACACUUAUUCUAAAAUGGAUUAAAUAAAUGUAUUCCCUCAUCAAUCUACAAACAAUACCCCAUAACAACAAAGCGAAAACAGGUUUUUAGAAAAUCUUGCAAAUGUAUUACAAAUAAAAAACAGAAAUACCUUAUUUACAUAAGUAUUCAGACCCUUUGCUGUGAGACUCGAAAUUGAGCACAGGUGCAUCCUAUUUCCAUUGAUCAUCCUUGAGAUGUUUCCACAACUUGAUUGGAGUCCACCUGUGUAAACACAUGAUUUGGAAAGGCACACACCUGUCUAUAUAAGGUCCCACAGUUGACAGUGCAUGUCAGAGCAAAAACCAAGUCAUGAGGUUGAAGGAAUUGUCCGUAGAGCUCCGAGACAGGAUUGUGUCGAGGAACAGAUCUGGGGAAUGGUACCAACAUUUUUUUGCAGCAUUGGAGGUCCCAAGAACACAGUGGCCUCCAUCAUUCUUAAAUGGAAGAAGUUUGGAACCUCCAAGACUCUUCCUAGAGCUGGCUGCCCGGCCAAACUGAGCAAUCGGGGGAGAAGGGCCUUGGUCAGGGUGGUGACCAAGAACCCGAUGGUCACUCUGACAGAGCUCCAGAGUUCCUCUGUGGAGAUGGGAGAACCUUCCAGAAGGACAACUAUCUCUGCAGCACUACACCAAUCAGGCCUUUAUGGUAGAGUGGCCAGAUAGAAGGCACAUGACAGCCCGCUUGGAGUUUGCCAAGAGGCAAAUCAAGUACUCUCAGACCAUGAGACUAGUCAGGAUUGAGGGAAAGAUGAAUGGAGCAAAGUACAGAGAGAUCCUUGAUGAAAACCUGCUCCAGAGCGCUCAGGACCUCAUACUGGGGCGAAGGUUCACCUUCCAACAGGACAACGACCCUAAACACACAGCCAAGACAAUGCAGGAGUGGCUUCGGGACAAGUCUCUGAAUGACCUUGAGUGUCCCAGCCAGAGCACGGACUUGUACCCGAUCAAACAUCUCUGGAGAGACCUGAAAAUAGCUGUGUAGCGAUGCUCCCCAUCCAACCUGACAGAGCUUGAGAGGAUCUGCAGAGAAUAAUGUGAGAAACUCCCCAAAUACAGGUGUGCCAAUUUUGUAGCAUCAUACCCAAGAAGACUCGAGGCUGUAAUCACUGCCAAAGGUGCUUCAACAAAGUACUGAGUAAAGUGUCUGAAUACUUAUGUAAAUGUGAUAUUUCAGUUUAUUUUUAAUAAAUUGGCAAACAUUUCUAAAAACCAGUUGUUACUUUGUUAUUAUGGGUUAUUGUAUGUAGAUUGAUAAGAAAUAAACAAACAAUUUAAUCCAUUUAAGAAUAAGGCUGUAACGUAACAAAAUGUGGAAAAGGUCAAGGGGUCUGAAUACUUUCCGAAUGCACUGUUUAUGGAAGAACAUUGCAAGGUCUUGCUGUGGCUCGUGACAGAGGAACCUAUAUCUGAGGUCCAAAUAAUCUUAAAUCAUGUUUAUUUAUUUUUUUCCCCCCAGAUCGUCCAGGAGUUUAAUACGCUUGUGGCCCUGUAUCGUGAACUGGUCAUCUCCAUUGGCGAGAUCUCUGUCGACUGCCCCUCGUUACAGGCCGAGAUGCACAAGACGCGAACUAAAGGCUGUGAGAUGGCGAGAGCUGCACACCAGAGCCUGUCAGUCAUUUCAGGGUAAGUAGCGGUCGCUGUCCCUGGUGCUGAAAGACAACGCUAGGGCUGUGUCACAGACAUUGGCCACAGCCUUCUAUUAAAACCUCAGCUUGGAAAUGUUACUUUGGUUUCAGCCUCUGCUUUCAGUUUAGAGUGACCUGUGUGAGCUUUGAUCUGACUGAUCUGUACAGGGUUGUAUUUGCAGCGUAGAAAACACUAUGGAAAUGCAUGUUUUUAUUAUUUAUUAACUUUAUUUAACAACAGAGUUUUAAACGGCCUUAUCUACACCAGGAAUCCAGUUGUAAUUUGUUUUGUAAGGUGUUCCAUAACUAUGGUCCGUUAAAACAAAAGGUUGGAUUUACCAAACUUUGUGGAGACAAGCGGGACCUCAAGAGUUAACCAACCCUGCCCAACGGGUUUGAUAUCUCAUAUUUGUAUAUUUCAACAGGGAAGUGAGGUACACUAUAUAUACAAAAGUAUGUGGUCACCCCUUCAAAUUAGUGGAUUCGGGCUAUUUCAGCCACACCCGUUGCUGACAGGUGUAUAAAAUUGAGCACACAGCCAUAUAAUCUCCAUAGACAAACAUUGGCAGUAGAAUGGCCUUACUGAAGAGCUCAGUGACUUUCAACGUGGCACCAUCAUAGGAUGCCACCUUUCUAACAAGUUAGUUCGUCAAUAUUCUGCCCUGCUAGAGCUGCCCCGGUCAACUGUAAGUGCUGUUAUUGUAAAGUGGAAACGUCUAGGAGCAACAACGGCUCAGCCGCGAAGUGGUAGGCCACACAAGCUCACAGAACGGGACCGCAUAAUGCUGAAGAGCGGUUGCAACACUCACUACCGAGUAACAAACUGCCUCUGGAAGCAACGUCAGCACAAGAACUGUUCGUCAGGAGCUUCAUGAAAUGGGUUUCCAUGGCCGAGCAGCCGCACACAGGCCUAAGAUCACCAUGCGCAAUGCCAAGCGUCAGCUGGAGUGGUGUAAAGCUCGUCACCGCCAUUGGACUCUGGAGCAGUGGAAAUGUGUUUUCUGGAGGGAUGAAUCACGCUUCACCAUCUGGCAGUCCGAUGGACUAAUCUGGGUUUGGCGGAUGCCAGGAAAACGCUACCUGCCCGAAUGCAUAAUGCCAACUGUAAAAUUUGGUGGAGGAGGAAUAAUGGUCUGGGGCUAUUUUUCAUGGCUCCGGCUAGGCCCCUUAGUUCCAGUGAAGCGAAAUCUUAACGCUACAGCAUACAAUUAUAUUCUAGUCUGUGGGUUGCUCCAGGGGAUGGCCGGCUCAGUAACCCAGGUCCAGAAUUUGAAUGGGAAGGGCUUGGGGGGCGGAGUAGGUUCCUCGUUGGAGGCCCCCGGUGAAGUCAGGGGGCUCAGUGACGAAAAACAUUUAGAGAGCCGCAGGUCUGGACGAGAUGGGAGAGGGAGAAUGCAUUAGAAUGAUCCUCCUCUCCUUCUUCUAACUCGAUUCCACUUUGCUUCCGAUGGUGUAGAGCAAAACGCAGUAGAUCUCCGGUUCUCAUUGGUGGGAUUUAUUAAUACAGGAAAGGUAGUAUCCUCAGUAGCUAUUGCAGAAGAGCCCAAUCUCGUAACGCACCCUGGAUUUUCCUCUCAGUCAUUUAGAAUCGUCGCAUCAAAAACAGCAUGCAGUCUUGAAGUCUCCUUAAGGUGUCAGCAUGCUGUAGUUCAGCUAGGCGAAAUGAAUGAGUGUGCUCGCAUACUCCCUUAAAAGAACUUCGCUUGAAAAAGGAGAAAAAAGUGGCAAAAGUACUGUUUGUCCAAUUUGAGACGCCGUAGCCAGUAUACGGGACCAUUUUUGUCAAUGGAUAUUGUUCUCGGCUCAUACAGGAGUGAUUUUUGAAAUGUUUAUAUUAAUUAUUUUUCAAUUGUUAUCAGGGGGGGGCUGCAGCACCCUCAGCACCCCUACUUCCCGCGGCUAUGUUUCCACAGUUUAGUGGGCUAUCCUUAUCACUGAGUGUGAUAUUGACCUGCCAUACUGCUGCUAAGGAGUUGGUUUAGAGUUUGCUACAGUAUUGCAGAAGAGUUCCACUGACUUUGCAGUUGAUUCAGACACUAAUGGAACUUUGUCUGUGGAUCAUUAUGAGAGAAAGCAGUAGCAGUAUUACUUAUUUGGAGGAUUUACACUCCUUGACUUUUUACACAUUUUGUUGUGUUACAAGGUGGGAUUAAAAUGGUUUUAAUUGUCAUUUUCUGUCAACGAUCUACACAAAAUACUUGAAUGUCAAAGUGGAAGAAAAAGUCAAACCUCUUUUUUUUAUUAAUGGAAAAUAAAACACCAAUAUAUCUUGAUUAGAUAAGUAUUCAACCCCCUGAGUCAAUACAUGUUAGAAACACCUUUGGCAGCAUUUACAGCUGUGAGUCUUUCUGGGUAAGUCUCUAAGCGCUUUGCACACCUGGAUUGUACAGUAUUUGCACAUUAUUAUUUAAAAAAUCUUCAAGCUCUGUCAAGGUGGUUGUUGAUCAUUGUUAGACAGCCAUUUUCAAGUCUUGCCAUAGAUUUUCAAGCCGAUAUACUGUAAGUGAAAACUGUAACUAGGCCACUCAGGAUCAUUCAAUGUCAUCUUGGUAAGCAACUCCAGUGUAUAUUUGGCCAUGUGUUUUAGGUUAUUGUCCUGCUGAAAGGUGACUGUUGGAAAGCAGACUGAACCAGGUUUUCCUCUAGGAUUUUGUGUGUGCUUAGCUCUAUUCCGUUUCUUUAAAUCCUAAAAAACGUCCUAGUCCUUGCCGAUGACAAGCAUACCCAUAGCAUGAUGCAGCCAACACCAUGCUUAAAAAUAUGAAGAGUAGUACUCAGUGAUGGGUUGUGUUGGUGCCCUUCUUUGUGAGGCAUUGGAAAACCUCCCUGCUCUUUGUGGUUGAAUCUGUUUGAAAUUCACUGCUUGACUAAGGGACCUUAAAGAUAAUUAUAUGUGUGGGGUACAGAGAUGAGGUAGUCAUUAAAAAAUCAUGUUAUAUACUAUUAUUGCACACAGAGUGAGUCCAUGCAACUUGUUAUGUGAUUUGUUAAGCAAAUGUUUACUCCAAUUUAGGCUUGCCAUAACAAAGGGGUUGAAUACUUAAUGAUGCAAGACAUUUCAUUUUUUAUUUUUUAUUAAUUUGUAAACAUUUCUAAAAACAAAUAAUUCCACUUUAACAUUAUGGGAAAUUAUGUGUAGGCCAGUGACUCAAAAUCUCAAUUGAAUCCAUUUUAAAUGCAGGCUGUAGCACAACAGCAUUUGGGAAAAGUCAAGGGGUGUGAAUACUUUCUGAAGGCACUGUAGCUGUAACUUUAUUUGUUGUUACUUUAUGCCCCUGCUGCUUACAGAAUGACUUGUAGCAGAUGUAGGACCUUAGUUUGAUCACUCUUUUGUUACUAAGAAUUUUCCUGCACAGAAGGAAAUGCAAACUUGAAGUGUAUUCAAGGUUUAAAAAGGCUUCUAAAGUUUGUAAUUUCCAUUUAAAAUGUCAGACUUGAUUUGCCCUAAUGACAAAUAUAUCAACCCCUACAAAAAAUUGCCAUUAAUUAUAAUCCAUAUAAUAAUUCACAUUUCUUGUUGCUGCAGGAUUAUUUUCCUGCUGUAGAAAACUGGUUCAAAUUAAGAUCCUACAUCUGUACCAUUACAGGUAAUUGACCAGCUUUUCAGAUCCCUCCAAAACAUGCUGAAAUUUCAGGCGGUCUUUUCAAACAGCUCUUACACUAAAAGGGCAUUAUCACAAUUUUGCAGUAUUAUUCCAACCUCAUAGUGUGGACACAUAUAUACAUCACAGGAAAAUCACGUUUUUGACUGCACUGGGUACCAUUCCACGUAAAGUACUUCAUAUGCUCUUUUGAUAGCCUGGUCCUAUUUGUAUGUGCUUUAGCCAAGUGCUAAAGCUAAUAGCACAUACUAAACUUGUGUUCCAAGAAUGUGCAAAGUUGUAAGGGAUGACCAAGCAUGCAAUGGGAGACAACUGAAUAGGGUGCAAAUAUUAGGGGAUUUAUUUUCCCAAACUUGAAGUUGUUUACAAAGUAAGAUACUGUAUAUCAAAAACCAUAGUACCAGAGAGGAAGAGGCGAAGGGCGAGGUUUUAUUCAGCUCAAAAUCUUUCCACGAAAAUAAGCCCACGAAGUGGGGACUUUAUGUAUGGAGGUCAAUGAGUGUCGAAUUUGUUCAUAAAAAAAUGUAAUUGCUAAUUUGCUACGGAAGGCUUAUUUGAUCUAAUAGAAGUUUCGUAAUGGUUAGGUUGUUAUGAAUGAACUGAUAUAAGUGGACGGAAGUGGCAUUUCGGCAAGUUACAUAAAAACAUCUUUAUAUCAGAGUUGUGCCUGUUGUCAAAGAGAUAGAGGAUUCAUCAUGGAUAUAACACGUUUUAACAUGGACAUUACCAUUGAGGGCUUCCACCAUUUUAAAGUAGUCAACUGGGUGAGGAUUCCUAUGAGUUGGUAGCAAUCAGCAAAUGAAGAAGAAUAAAAUUGACUACUUUAAAAUCGAGAUAGCCUCAAUGGCGCUGCCCAGGCAGUCACAGAUGGUAUUAUGGCACAGAUACAAAGAUGAGUCUUUUACCUAUCUCUAUCUGCCCUCUCACUGGUGUGGCGUACCGUGGCAAGCCACCAGGGGGAGACUCGUCGAGGCCUGGUGACAGAUGGAGUCUACAUCACGCGGCGGUGGCUCCCUCUGCUGGACGUGCCAGGUCUCGACGGGUCGUCCGGACAGGACUAUUUGGUGCUGAUUGAGGCUGGUGAGUAAUCAAGGGGCUGAUUGCUCACCAGCCAUACAGGGCCCAUAAAGCUGCCAGGAGGGCAGCACACGGGAGGGUUGGAGGUAGUGAGAGGUUGCUACUGGACAGACGUCCUCACAGUCUGCUAGAACCGAGGGGCUCGGUGUUCUACCCCAGAUCAAACAUAUUUGAGGACAUGUAUUUCCAUACUUGAAUUUCUUGUCAAUAUAAUAGACAAUAUUUGAUAGUGCAUAGAAAUAGUACACAAAGGUCUGUAAAUUAAUGAAAGUAAAACUGUUCUAACACCUCACAUAUAGAUACAUGUAUAAUUGAGGUCUACAUAGCAGAACAAGAGCAACUCCAAGGGUUAACUGAACCGAUAACAAUUCAAAGAAGGUGUGUCUUUGAUACUUGAAACGAAAGCCAUGUGUUGGGUCAUUAUUUGAUUAGACACAAAAUGUUUGAUGAAAAUGAAUGUUAAAGUGCAAAGAAUAGGGACAGUUAGCUGUUCAGCUACAUGUGGCCGUCACAAAAGUAAUUUGUUUAAUACUCUGUCUGUCUGUCACCACAUUACUUACUUAAUUCUUAUGUGGAACACAAGGCUUCCACAAGAAAGAGCCAUGUCCCCACAUUGCCCAUGCUUAAUCCAAGUGAUUUUGAAUCUUCAUGUACAAAGUGGACAGAUGCCAUGUGUGAAGAGGUGGAAAUACUAUUUUUCGCUGUCUGUUCCCUCAUGUCUGUCAUUUUGUCUGAACCUUAGGAACUCAACAUAUCUUCCAAGACGUUGUUGUGCUGUUAUCUUAUCCAAAUCUUAAAAAUAUAAUUGCCGCUCAACAUUGAUAGGGCAUAUGUGCAAUGUUGAUGUGUAAUGUCUAAUUUAUUGUUGUGUUGGUGUGGUGACUUUUUUGGUUUAUUGUGCAUCAUUUUUUACUUUGUAGACCUUUUCUGUACAUCCUUGUGGUAAAUGAACACUGUAGAUGCAAAGUUAUGUGCAAGCAGAGAGUAAAGUAUUAUCUUAUCUCAUGGGUAAUCUCAAUAUUGAUUGGCAUUUGUUUGUACGGCCCCACAGGCCUGAGGACGGAGAGAUCCACCCAGAGAUCUGCAGGCUCUUCAUCCAGCUGCAGUGCUGUCUGGAGAUGUACAUCACGGAGAUGCUCAAGUCUGUCUGUCUGCUGGGGUCCCUGCAGCUCCACAGGAAAGGUAGGGAAUGCCUGACAUAAAACAACAUACAAUUAUAACGUGACGUAGAGCCUAUAUAGCACUAUUAUAGCCAGAGACGUGAAGCCUACAUAGGUCUGCCUGUCUGAUGGGAUCCCUGAAACUGCACAGGACUGCUAUAGAACACUUUAUUUAUUACUUUACACAGAUUCAAAUCCUUAAUUGCGCUAUUUUCAGCUACUAUUCACUGUUUACUAGGGAUGUAAUGUUACACAUAUUUGUACCGAUCCGUUUGGUACAAGUACCUCGGUUCGGUCCGCACUGUGAACCCGAAUGAAUACAUAACAAAAUGCGUUGUAUGCCAUUGCCACGUGAGUAAAUCUGACCUGAAACAACAUUGCGGGCUAUUCCGUUAAAACAACUACAGCCUAUGUGCACAUAAUACAAAUUAUAAUCUAAAUUGGUGGAUUUCAAACUAUCCUUUUGUGAGGAGCAGCCGGGAACUCUGUAGAUGGCGAGAGGUGGGGCGAGUGGUGGCCUUGACACACCUCCAUGUGUGGCAAAGCAAGUUAGGAGAUUAUCUAAUCAAUGGAAGAUGGAAUUAAAAUGAUGGAAUUAAAAGUUAAAGGAGAAGUAUACACUACCGGUCAAAUGUUUUAGAACACCUACUCAUUCAAGGGUUUUUCUUUAUUUUUAAAAAACUAUUUUCUACAUUGUAGAAUAAUAGUGAAGACAUCAAAACUAUGAAAUAACACAUAUGGAAUCAUGUAGUAACCAAAAAAGUGUUAAACAAAUAAAAAUAUAUUUUAUAUUUGAGAUUCUUCAAAUAGCCACCCUUUGCCUUGAUGACAGCUUUGCACACUCUUGGCAUUCUCUCAUUCUCUGGAAUGCUUUACCAACAGUCUUGAAGGAGUUCCCACAUAUGCUGAGCACUUGUUGGCUGCUUUUCCUUCACUCUGCGGUCCGACUAAUCCAAACCAUCUCAAUUUGGUUGAGGUCGGGGGAUUGUGGAGGCCAGGUCAUCUGAUGCAGCACUCCAUCACUCUCCUUCUUGGUGAAAUAGCCCUUACACAGCCUGGAGGUGUGUUGGGUCAUUGUCCUGUUGAAAAAUAAAUGAUAGUCCCACUAAGCCCAAAACAGAUGGGAUGGCGUAUCGCUGCAGAAUGCUGUGGUAGCCAUGCUGGUUAACUGUGCCUUGAAUUCUAAAUAAAUCACAGACAGUGUCACUAGCAAAGCACCCCCACACCAUGCUUCACCUCCUCCAUGCUUUACGGUGGGAAAUACACAUGAGGAGAUCAUCCAUUCACUGCACUUGAAGAAACUUUAAAAGUUCUUGAAAUGUUCCAUAUUGACUGACCUUCAUGUGUCACGACUUCGGCCGAGGCUGCCUCCCCUCCUUGUUCGGGCAGGCUUCGGCGUUCGUCGUCACCGGAGUACUAACCACUGCUGCCCCAAUCAUCAUCACAAUUGUCCUGUCUUGUUAUCACACACACCUGGUUCUAAUCCCCUAAUUAGUCCGUGUAUAAGUGUUCCCUCUGCCCCCCUGUCCUUGUGGGUGAUUGUUUAUUGUGGAGGUUAGUGAAGCUCGGUGGAGCUCGUGUAUUUUGUAUCAACGGGAGUAUUUUCCCGUGUGCCUUGUAUUUUCCAGUGCACCUGUUUUGUGCCCUGGAGUGUGUUUGACGCAUUUUUGCGUAACCCUGUAUUUUGCGGAUUAAAGCCUGUUAUUCUGUGAUUUACCCUCCUGCGCCUGACUCCUUCAACACCACCUCAUCACAUCAUGUCUUAAAGUAAUGAUAGACUGUCAUUUCUCUUUGCUUAUUUGAGCUGUUCUUGCCGUAAUAUGGACUUGGUCUUUUACCAAAUAGGGCUAUCUUCUGAAUACCCCACCUACCUUGUCACAACACAACUGAUUGUCACAAAAGGAAAGAUAUUCCACAAAUUAACUUUUAAGAAGGUACACCUGCUAAUGAAAAUGCAUUCCAGGUGACUACCUAAUGAAGCUGGUUAAGAGAAUGCCAAGAGUGUGCAAAGCUGUCAUUGUGGCAAAGGGUGGCUAUUUGAAGAAUCUCAAAUAUAUCUUUAUUUGUUUAACACUUUUUUGGUUACUACAUGAUUCCAUAUGUGUUAUUUCAUAGUUUUGAUGUCUUCACUAUUAUUCUACAAUGUAAAAAAUAGUAAAAAUAAAGAAAAACCCUUGGAAUGUAGGUGUUCUAAAACAUUUGACCAGUAGUGCAUGCUACAAUGAACAAGAGCCAACAAGUAGGUUGCUAUUUAAUAAUCUGAAUGGAGGUCUUGUUAUUUGUAACUGUAGGACAGGAAGAAGGCGCAUGCAGACUCAAUUAGCCUGCUCUCCCUUGCGCUGUAUCAGGUCUGGUUAAUAAAAUAGCUUACAAAUGGGCUUUUCUGCUGCUUCCCUCACUCGGAUCCGACAACGUAUAUACGGAACGGGUCUCUAUAUUGAAAAAUGUAUUUAUGCAUAUUUGUCCGGUUGGGAAAGCCCCAUGUCCAUUUCGGAACGGGUCCAACUGUUUAGACCUCUACUUGAGGCCCAACAUAACAAUCCCUGUUACAACAGACAGUGUCAGGAACAUUGUGAAUGAUGUCACAGAAACUGGACUUGGGCCACAAAUAAGGUGCUUUUUAAUUGUGCGAAUUUUGUCAAAGAAACAAAAAUUAACUACAGUAACUGUUGAAUUUCAUUUUCCCGCUGUACCGUAACCGAACCGUGACCCCAAAACCGCAAUACAUACCGAACCGUGGGUUUGGUGAACCAUUACACCCCUACUGUUUACUUUGUAAAACAUGUAAUUACUAUUACAUUACUAUUAUUAUUAAUAGUGUGCAUGUGUGUAUGUGUAUUAAAGGGAAGGAUUCCUGUGGGCCUUCCAGGAUUGACAGUAAGGUGGAUGAGACCUCAGACAUACCCAUUCUAGAAGACACCUCCUCCUCCCCAAUGGACUGUCAUCAGCUCUGCUGGCUAGUCGCCACAGACAUAGACAAUACUGAGAGGUGGGCCCAUUGUGUGUGUGUGUGUGUGUGUGUGUGUGUGUGUGUGUGCGUGCGUGUUAUUACCGGAAUUCUGGAUACAUUAGCAAGACACAUAUGAACACUAUGUAAAUAUUAUUUCAUAGGGACAUGAGAGAGAUGAAGAACCUUCUCAGCAAACUCAGGGAGACGAUGCCUUUACCAUUGAAGAACCAAGGUAGGGCCUCAACUGGAGCGCACCCAUGGUUUCUAUAUGCUUGAAUCCUAUGUGAGUUAAAUACACAGUUAAAAUGACUUUGAGAUUAGUUUGAACUUGUAAUUGUCUUGUCUGUGUUUGUACCCAGAUGACAGCAGCUUGCUGAACCUGACUCCUUACCCACUGGUCGGACAGAGAAAGAGGCGGUUCUUUGGGCUCUGUUGCCUGGUAACCAGCUAAGGGCUCCACCCUCCUGGGUUGAAGGCGGCAACAGUAACGCUUUACUUGAAGUGUUGUUCAUGGCACAACCAUAACAUUGUCCAAAGAACAUUGUAAAGUGUCAUAAGACAUGCCAAAAUGUGACAAUUUUUUUAUAAAAGCUUAUGUUAACUGGAAUAACUUAUAUUUGCCUUUCAUGACCAAUAUAUUUAUUUGCUUUAUGACAUAGUGUCGUAAGAUAUUGACAGUUGUCAUAACAGUGCCCCAUAACGGAAAUAGCAUAGUAUGUCAUGUUUUGGAAUGUGUUAUGACACUUUAAGAUACGCUUAUGACACUGUUAUGGAUGUGUCAUGAACAACACAUCAAGUAAAGCGUUACAAUGGCAGCAAAGACACCAUUAACCACAAUCCUUCACCACUUGUGUCUCCCACCGAUCUAUUACUGCCAUUUCCAAUAUUCAACACAGUUCUCUCUUUUGUUGAAAAGGCUACCUACCCCAUUUUUAUAAUUUUAUUUUGUAAUACAAAGAUGAAUUGUAAUUGCAAUGUAAUGAAACGAAUAGUCAUAAACAUAUAUUUUAAAUGUAUUACAACUGAUUUUCCUUUUAUUUGGUAAAUGGAGUCCAACAUUUUGUUUGUCAGAGGUUUUCGGGAGAGAGAAAGACCAUUUGACACAGUAUGCAGGUUUCCAUUGACCCA
Coregonus sp. 'balchen' is the source of this 18048-nucleotide messenger RNA. The record is from the annotation of a GenBank genome assembly. NCBI's taxonomy places the organism in Eukaryota, Metazoa, Chordata, Actinopteri, Salmoniformes, Salmonidae.